Molecule: messenger RNA, 1623 nt
Organism: Cajanus cajan (pigeon pea)
Lineage: Eukaryota; Viridiplantae; Streptophyta; Magnoliopsida; Fabales; Fabaceae
Source: RefSeq, a predicted model, not a curated record
UCUACAGUUAGCAAAACUAAUUAAGUCAAUUACUCUGUUUGUGUUGUAUUUUUCUCUUUUCAGUUUUGCUGGCUGCCUAUGUAUAUAUACAUAUCCAGCCUAGCGUUUUCUGUAAAUAUAUUUUUACAAAACAGUGUACACAUACAAUCAAUAUGAAAUCGUUCCUUUCUUUUCCGUUUUAUGGUAUCAUGAGCCUCUGAGCUCUGCCACUGCUUCCAUUCGCGGAUCCCGCUGUCCGCAACCAUGGCUGAAAAAGAAACCAACAAAGAAAAAAAUGAAGACCCCCAAAACCCUGCAAGCCCCUAUUACCUCCACCCGGGAGAAAACCCAGGUGCUGUUCUUGCUAGCCCAAUUCUUGAUGAGUCAAAUUACCAUUCUUGGAGCAGAAGCAUGAUGAGGGCUCUGCUGUCAAAAAACAAAUUCAAAUUCGUGGACGGGUCCAUUCAAGAACCACAAAAGUCUAAUGAACUUCAUGAUGCUUGGGUAAGAUGCAAUACCAUGAUUCUUUCCUGGAUAACAAAAUCUGUUUCUGAACAAAUAGCACAAAGUGUCAUCUACAUCAACAACGCUCAAAGGCUUUGGGAGGAUUUGAAAGAAAGAUUUUCAAAAGGGGAUUACUUUAGGUUUUCAGACUUACUGCAGGAAAUUCAUUCCAUCAAACAAGCAGACCGCACUAUAUCAAGCUAUUUUACUGAGCUAAAAAUCCUAUGGGAAGAAUUAGAGUCAUUAAGGCCAACACCAACUUGUACCUGUGAUGUUAGAUGCUCAUGUGACCUUUCCACCAAAGUAAAAGACUACAAGGACACCGAAUAUGUCAUAUGCUUCCUCAAGGGCCUUAAUGAUCAAUACAACACUGUCAAGAGUCAAAUUCUUAUUAUGGAUCCUUUGCCUGUGAUCAACAAAGUUUUUUCUUUAGUAUUGCAGCAAGAAAGACAGCAAAACACACCCAAUCUUGCAGACUCAAGAAUCUUUAGCCUCAACACACAAUCUGGGGGGAAUUGGAGAUCUUCUUCCAAUGGUAGAGGAGGAAGCUCAAGAGGAAGAGGAAGAACAGGUGGUCGAGGAUCUUUCACCAAUGCAGGGAAAGUCUGCACCUUCUGUGGUAAGGAAAAUCAUACCAUAGACUCUUGCUACUUCAAACAUGGAUUCCCUCCCAAUUUCAAAUUCAAGGACAAAGGGAACACUACUUCCAUAAACACUAUCAGUAGUAAGGCUCCCAGUACCCAAGCUAGUGAGAUUUCAAGAAAGCAAAACAAAGAGUCCACCUCAAAUUUUACCCAUGAAGAUUAUGAUCACCUCAUUGACAUGCUAAAAAGGGCUAAGUUGCAAUCACCAGAACAUAGCAUUAAUCAACUUGUCCAUCAAACCACUACUGAAUCAGUAAGUUCCUCCAACCUGCAACAAAAUCAACCAGGACCUCACUUCCAAGAAGACGAUUGGGCUUGCUGAGGUCAAAAAUCACCUUUACAUUCUGCAACGUCCUUCCAAGGAUAAUUCUAUUUCAGCUUGUAAAUCUAAUUCUGUUUUGAAUGCUCAACCAAAGGGCACUACUUCUUCCUUUGAUCUUUGGCAUUAUAGGCUUGGUCACCCUUCUCAUGUUGUUUUACAAACUGUGAAAAGACU